Messenger RNA from Salvelinus namaycush (lake trout), 4153 nucleotides. Its product is annotated as PHD finger protein 12-like. Gene Ontology annotation, cellular component: Sin3-type complex; nucleus. Gene Ontology annotation, molecular function: transcription corepressor activity; protein binding. The transcript has 13 exons. Lineage: Eukaryota; Metazoa; Chordata; Actinopteri; Salmoniformes; Salmonidae. The record is from RefSeq and is a predicted model, not a curated record. Gene Ontology annotation, biological process: negative regulation of transcription by RNA polymerase II. Bases 760 to 3915 code for a protein of 1051 amino acids.
GAUAGGAUGUUGCCACUAGCAGCAUUGAUGCAUAGGCUUUUUCAGAACAAAAAUACAUUUCUUGGGGGAUCCUGUACUGUUGGAAGAAUAACAACAACGCAUUUUGCAACCCUUGAUUGGGAGGAACACUUAACGUUGCGAACAUUUUACAUUUUGUGUAUUCUGACUGUUGACAAUGCAAAGUGGAAGCGAGCGGGUUUGCAGAAUUUUCAAGCGUCUAAUUUCAGCUAGUAGGAGCAGUAGGAGCAAAAACAAGAACCAUGGCUAGGCCUCGCAGAUACAUUCACAGUCGUUCAGCAACCUGACAACAAGACCGUUUAGAAUAGGCUCAAAGUUGAGGUUUGUGAGAAACCCGUAACAUUCGUGAGAUUCUUGCCAGCAGUUAGCAAGCAAACAUGGCUUAAUGGAUGGUGUUGUUAAUUAACGUUAGCUAGCUACAGUUGACUAAAUAGAUAACUAGCUAUCAGUCUAGUGUGUGCCUAUAUCACAUUCAGAUAAAGCAGCUAGCUAGCGGUUGCCAACUUGCAUACGAGGUCGCUACGUACGGCUAGUUAACUGUUAACCUUGGCUGAUUCCGUUAUUCCCUACGAUAUACAGUAAUAGACAGAGAAAGACAAUUUUUUGUCAAACUUGCGUGUGUGUGUGGGGGGGGGGUCGACUGUCACUGCCAGUGGGACUGGGCGUGGAACGACACUACUAGCUAGCUACAGUAGCUGGUUCCAUAGGAUUCUUUGCAAGAAGUCGUCGACUGCUGGUUGAAUGUGGGACAAAAUGGAGACUCCAACGAUUGUGUACGACUUGGAUACCUCUGGGGGUUUAAUGGAGCAAAUUCAAACACUGCUCGCACCACCCAAGUCAGAGGAUGGCGAAAAGAGGAGUCGGAGGAGUGAAAGGGACGUUCGGAGAAAGAGCAGGGCCACCAACCACGAUACCUGUGAUAGUUGUCAUGAGGGAGGGGACCUUCUGUGUUGUGACCAUUGUCCAGCCGCCUUCCAUCUACAAUGCUGUAACCCACCAUUGAGUGAAGAAAUGCUGCCCCCUGGUGACUGGAUGUGUCAUCGCUGCAAUGUCCGUAGAAAGAAGCGGGAGCAGAAGGCUGAGCGGACAAAUGGCCUGCUGGAGAGGGAGAGGCUCCUCUCCAAGCGCUCCUCCCCUGCAGCUGAACUGGAGCGGGGCACCACCACUAUUACCACCACCACGCUGCGUCUGGACAGGCUGCCCCCCGGGGUCGGAGCAGCUGGACCCGGCCUGCGGGUGGCUGCCGUGCAUCUCGAGCGUCUGGAGCGCCUUGAGCGGCGGGCCAGCAGCCGUCCUGGCACUCCCACUUCCAACACCUCUUCCACGGACACGGACACCCCCUCGGAGGAGCAGAACGAGGCAGACGAGGAGAUGGCCAAGGCAGAGGAGGAGGUGGAGGCCCAGAGCUCAGAAUCUGAGCAAGCCACCACCACCCCUACCCCCACACCACGGCUCCUCAAGAGGCCCUUCCAGCUGCUCAUCGCCGCCGCCAUGGAGCGGAACCCCUCGCAGUUCCAGCUGCCCAACGAACUCACCUGCACCACAGCACUGCCAGGCAGCAGUAAACGGAGGAGGAAAGAGGAGCUGAUCAUGAAGACUUUCAGAAGGCCACAGCAUGAGAUGGACCCCAACGGCCUCGUUCCUCUGCCAGUCAGGGUGUGCUUCUCCUGCACCAGGAGCUGCAGAAUGGCGCCCCUGGUUCAGUGUGACUAUUGCCCCCUGCUCUUCCACAUGGACUGCCUGGACCCCCCACUUACUGCCAUGCCCACAGGCAGGUGGAUGUGCCCCAACCAUAUGGAGCACUUGGUGCUGAACCAGAGGAGCCUGUCCCUUACCAGCCGCUGCCAGCUCUUAGACCAGUUCCAGGAUAGGAUAUCCCAGCAUGCCGUCAAGGUGGGCUUCCUGCGACGGGUCCACCGACAGAACCCCCCUGUCCGCAGCGGUGUCCACCACAAAACGAAGGCGCUCAAGGUGCCUGACGCUAUUAAGUCCCAGUACAAGAACCCCCCGGCCAUUUUGGCUCCUGCAGGGGUGCGUAACGGGGAGCUGAUCUGUAAUGGUGUCCCAUCCCAGGACUGCUCCCCUCAGCAUUUUACCAGCCAGGCGGAGCAACAGGAGUGGCUUCGAGACGUCAUCUCGCUGCAGUGCAGCAUCAUGCGACAUUUAUCUGGCAAGCAGAAGUCCUCGUCAGACUGGCACUCUGAACAGACAAACAAGGAACAGAAAGACAUUAAGCCCUGUGUAGCCCUAGAGGAGAACAGCUCUCUGCCCCUUGCAGAAAGGACAGCUUCAGCCCUGCCUGCCCCCUGCUCUAAGCCCUGCAGUACAUCUGAUGGCCCCCAGGGGGCCCAGGUACUGAAGGGUCUCUCGCAAGGCCAGGAGAGCUGCAGCUGCCCGGUGAGGCCCUGUCAGAACUGUCUGAAGUGCAGGAAACCCAACGGGCCCCUGACUGAGCAGCCUGUGCAAGCCAACGGACCGGUAGUGUGUAACACUGCCUCUGACGCCUGCAAACAGACAGAGCUCCAGCUGCACAGACUCACCCCACCAGCCCCACUCCCAACCUCUGCUCUGGGGCUGCCAAACCACCUGAGAGGAGGGGUGGAGGUUAAAACUGGGAAGGGCAGCCACCUAGAGUCUUGCACCCAGAAAGGUUGUCCACCUUCCUCUUUGACGUGUGCAGCCACAGGGCAGGACAUAAAGAGCCAGGCCCACGGGACUCCUCCAGGCAUGGCAGGGACUCAGGCCAACCCUCUGAGCUGCUGCAGUGAGCUGAAGCUCUGCCCCACCCCCACCCCAGGUGUCCAUGUCUUCACCCCACCCAGAGCCAUCAAAGACUCCAGCACAGCAAGACAGCCUACCACCACACCUCCCGGUUUCUCCCCAGGGACAGAUCUUAAGGGCAGCUCCAUGUUCCCCAGCUCUCUCUUCCCCUUAAUAGCAGACCUGUCUGGUGGCAUGAAGGCUGUGAUGGAAGGGGAUGGAGAGAUCGAACUGAGUAAACUGGAUGAGGAGUUGGUCAAACUCCUGGCCUGGCAGAGGAUACAGCAGCUGUUCCCCCACAAAGCACCCCCAGUCCCCCAAGGCAGCUGUGUAACCGCUUCCCCUCUUCCCACCACCACCGUCGCCCUCAAACCUCAAUCUCCCGCGCCGUGCACAGAGGAAGAACAGAAGGUGCAGGCGAGAGCAACGUUCUAUCCACUCAUGGGGAAGGGAGGAGCCAUCAACAUGUCUUAUAGGACCCUGUACAUAGGAGCUGGUGCUGACAUGGAUGUGUGCCUUACAAACUAUGGUCAUUGUAAUUAUGUAUCUGGAAAACACGCCUGCAUCUUUUACGACGGGAACACCAAGCACUACGAGCUGCUCAACUACAGUGAGCAUGGGACCACGGUGGACAAUGUGCUCUACUCCUGUGACUUCUCUGAGAAGACUUUGCCCAGCCCGGCCAGUGGCCUGGUGUCCAAAGUGCAGGGCAUUGUCCGCCGCUGUAAGAUGAGAGAGCAGCAGGAGGAGGGGACCGAGGCUGGGCACAGGACUGGUCUGAUGCCAUUGGGGGGAGUGAUGAGCUGCCAGCCCCAGGGAGGACCCAGGCUCUCCUGCAACUGCAAAGCCAGCAGUUCCAGCCUGAUCGGUGGCAGUGGGGCCGGCUGGGAGGGCACAGCGCUGCUCCACCAUGGCAGCUACAUCAAACUGGGCUGCAUGCAGUUUGUCUUCAGCAUUGUUGAGUUCGCCAGUAAGCAGCCCAAAGAAGAGGGAACCACUGGCACUGCCAAUACCACCCCCGCCAAUACCACCCCCAACCAAGAGGGGGCAAACAAACAGACUAUCAAACUCCACCAAUUGCAACUCUGUGCCAAAGCCCAAACUCUCCCUUUCUCAUCUAUUCCCAGUCAAACCUAAGGGAAGCCUAAGGGGAGCCGGUUGUUACACAGGGAAAAUAUAUAUUUUAAUUUAUUUUGUUUAUACAUUUGCAUGAAAUUAAGUAUUAUCUCAAAUCUGUUUAUUUAGAUUGACUGACUGAAAAGUAUUUGUCACUUAUUUUUGCCAGUCUAGUUAUACAUACAUAUACAGUACCAGUCAAAAGUUUGGACACCUCAUUACAGGGUUUUUCUUUAUUUGUACUAUUUUCUACAUUGUA